AUGACCGACGCAUACCCCGAAACCAAGCAAAGCUCCCGCGGCAACCACCCCCGAACCUCGACGCUAGGUGGCGCCAGCUCAGUCCCAACCCCAGCAAACAACACCGGCGGCGGCACAGGCUGGGGUGAUCCGGGUUUCUUCAAGGGUGGGUCGCAAGGUUCUGGUCAUGUAGCUCCCCCCAACGCCCAAGCGACCUUCGGCGAAUAUCUGCCGCUCCAGGAACAAAAUGGCGCCGCAUCAUCCAAAUUCGUGCAGCGCGCUACGGACAUGAACAUGGAUAUUUCGGGGGAGGGGUCGAACACCAGUUGUCAGACCGAGGAUCAUAGUUUUAUGUGUCAUCGGCCGGGUCAUUCGGAUACGUUGCCGGGGUGGUCGAAGGCGAAGAGUGCGGUUGAGGCGACGUUGCAUGGGCAGGGAAGAUAG
Messenger RNA from Aspergillus chevalieri, 423 nucleotides. RefSeq lists its product as uncharacterized. The transcript has 3 exons. The coding region runs from base 1 to 423 and encodes 140 amino acids. NCBI's taxonomy places the organism in Eukaryota, Fungi, Ascomycota, Eurotiomycetes, Eurotiales, Aspergillaceae. The record is from RefSeq and is a predicted model, not a curated record.